This is a messenger RNA of Carassius auratus (goldfish), 1795 nucleotides long. RefSeq names its product coagulation factor IXa (gene f9a). Gene Ontology annotation, molecular function: serine-type endopeptidase activity; calcium ion binding. Bases 62 to 1609 code for a protein of 515 amino acids. The transcript has 8 exons. The record is from RefSeq and is a predicted model, not a curated record. Gene Ontology annotation, biological process: proteolysis; blood coagulation. Gene Ontology annotation, cellular component: extracellular region. Lineage: Eukaryota; Metazoa; Chordata; Actinopteri; Cypriniformes; Cyprinidae.
AGUGUGGUAGACAGGUGUACUUUGGAGCAUUGGCUCAGUUUAUUUGUCAGCUCACUGUGGAAUGAUAAGGAACCGAAUUGGGAUUGAUAUGGCUUUAUUCAUUCUUGUUCUAUUCCCAUAUAUAAUGCUGCAGACAUUUGCAGCCCCAGGAUCAGUGUUCCUAGACGGGAAGAAAGCUGACAGCAUUUUGAGGAGACAAAGGCGAGCGAACACAGGAUUAUUUGAGGAGUUUCUGAAAGGGAAUGUAGAGAGGGAAUGUAUGGAAGAGAAAUGUGUCCUGGAGGAGGCCAGAGAAGCAUUUGAAAAUGAUGAAAAGACAAUGGAGUUCUGGGCAAGUUAUAUUGAUGGGGACCAGUGUAAACCAUCACCCUGUCAAAACCAAGGCACAUGUGAGGACCAGAUGGGCACAUACACCUGUAACUGUAAACCGGGCUAUGUUGGCAAAAACUGUGAAAUAGUAACUGCCAAAAUGUGUGAUGUUGAUAAUGGAGGCUGUGAGCAUUUCUGUGUUGUGAUGGAGUCUAAUGGGACAGGAUGUCGGUGUGCAUCCAGUUACAGACUCAAAGAAGAUGGAUUCACAUGUGAACCGUUAGUUAAGUUUCCAUGUGGCAAAGUCAGUAAUACAGCUGUGAGAACUUGGGCCAGCGGUCCAGCCUCUGUAACGAACUCUGCACAAUCUUCCAAUAAGACAGUCAAAUCCACAUCCAGCGUUUCCAAACCGGACAACUCGACAACCCCUUCAAAUUCUAAACAGAAAAAAGAGAAAAUCACGCCAUCUCGUGUUAAACUCCCUCAAUGGGCAUUUGAUGAGUAUUUGAUGACUCCUGAACCAACUGUAAGUGCCCCAAGAAGCCGUAUUGUUGGUGGCAAUCCAUCUUUACCUGGAGAAAUCCCUUGGCAGGUGGCGCUGGUGGCGCGCUCAACACAGCAGGUAUUCUGUGGAGGCUCCAUCCUUAGCCAGUUAUGGGUCAUAACUGCAGCCCACUGUCUGGUAGGGAUACAGAAUGGAUCCUUCUACAUCAGAGUUGGGGAGCAUGAUGUCUCCAAGACUGAAGGCACGGAACAGAAUCUGAACGUCACCCGUUUCAUCUCACAUCCCCGUUAUGACUCCAAAGUGAGCCUCUAUAAUCAUGAUAUUGCCAUGUUGCGGCUGCGCAACCCCAUCCGGUUUACCCCAACUGUACGUCCCAUCUGCCUGGGACCCAUGCUCUUCUCCAACUCACUGCUGCAGUCCGGAUCUCUGGCUACUGUCAGCGGCUGGGGCCGUCUGCGCUUUCAAGGCCGAAGUGCAGCAACCCUACAGAAGGUUGAGUUGCCUUAUGUAGACAGAACAGUGUGUAAGGAAAGCAGCAGUGACACAGUCACACACUUCAUGUUCUGUGCUGGAUACUCAAAUUCUCCUAGAGACGCGUGUCAGGGGGACAGCGGAGGACCUCAUGCCAUGCGCUACCACAACACCUGGUUCCUCACAGGCAUUGUCAGUUGGGGAGAAGAAUGUGCCAAGAAAGGGAAGUACGGUGUGUACACACAGGUUGGUAAUUAUUAUCGUUGGAUACAACACGUCAUGGGUGUUACUAAGGGAGUACUGCUUAGAGAUGUGGACCUAUGAUCUAGAAUUAUCAUUUUAAAAUCUAUGAGUAAUCAGAUGUGGAGAGAAAAGAUGCACUUGUUUAAUCAGGUGAAGUAAAUACAAUUAGAUUGUUCUUAAUCUGUAACAGAUUGUGGUCAUACUCUGCCUCCAAGUCCUGGCUGGCCAAUGAGAUUCCAUCAAAUAAACCCUGUGCAGCAUUUGAUC